Molecule: messenger RNA, 6861 nt
Organism: Orcinus orca (killer whale)
Lineage: Eukaryota; Metazoa; Chordata; Mammalia; Artiodactyla; Delphinidae
Gene: HPS5
Product: HPS5 biogenesis of lysosomal organelles complex 2 subunit 2
Exons: 23
Coding region: 2722-6114 (1130 amino acids)
Biological process (GO): developmental pigmentation
Cellular component (GO): cytoplasm
Molecular function (GO): protein binding
Source: RefSeq, a predicted model, not a curated record
UUUUUUGCUAGGCUAACAGUGUGACAGACUUAACAGAAGUAAUAGUUAAACUCGGAUCUGCAGGAAGAUAGUGUUUUGUUAGAUGGAGGAAGGUUCAAGGAACAGCAUAUAUUAAACCAUGGAGGCACAGAAAGUUUAUAGAAUGAAAGGUUUGUACAGAGCUUUUUGUUGUUAAGCACAUACUUAACAAAAUCUUGAAUAUAUGUGACGAAAUCACUGUGCUGUACACUUGUAGCUAACACAACAUUGUAAAUUAACUAUACUUCAAUAAGAAAUCUUGUUCAAGAAAAUUUAAAACAGACAAAAGUAGACAGGAUAAUAUAACGAACCCUCAUGUGCACCUAACCAAACUUUAACAGUUAUCAGCAUUCUGCUGUUCUUGUUUGAACAGUUUUAAAUUUUCUAGGUACUUUUUAUAUCCAUUAUCACAUUUGAUUAAUGGCAGCUUUCAAUUUGAGCUCAAUUCUACUGUAUCUAGGUACUGGCUAGGAAGAUUAUAUUCAUUUUAUUUGAAAAUCUCUUUGGGUUUUAGUUAACUGCUUGCUCUGUUGAAUCAAAAGUGUGACAUGGCACAUUGUAAAGCAAUUAUACUCCAAUAAAGAUGUUAAAAAAAAAAAGUGUGACAUGGCUACUUUAAAAACAUAUCUGGAAAAAAAAGUCUGAUACUUUUUUAGGAUGUAACAUAGAAAUUUAGUGUCCAGGUCAAGGAACUUAGUGUUUCUACUCUAUUCUGUGUAUCCAGCUACUUAAGGAGAUUUAUGUUCAGUUCUGGAGACCACAUUUUUAGGCAAACUAAAGCUCUUGUGUGGAAGGCUGAUCAGAACAGAGAGGAAUUUGGACAUUGUCAGGUCAGGAAGAACUGGGGUUGAUGAAUUUUUAGAAGACCUCAUAACACUUUUCAAAUACUGAAGGACUGUUUUGAAAGGAGUGAACUUAUUUCCUUAAACUGUAGAAGCCACAGUUGGAAAUAAAAGCUCCAAGUCAUCAGGUUUCAGCCCAAUAGUAGAAAAAGUACCUUAUAACAGUGAGAGCUGUGGAGGGGUGGAAUGGGCAGCUUCAUGAGAGGGAGCACUUCCUUUCCCUUGCUGAAAGUGUUCAGGGAUCCAGCACAAGACUAAUUCCUGAAUUACGUGGAUGUGUGCACUGAAUUACCUAUGAGUCUUCCACUUUGAGAAUUCUGGGAAGUGGGACUUACGCUGGGCCUGAAAGGCUGGGCAGAUUUUAGUAAGUAGAUCUGGAGGGAAAGGAGUCAUUUCAGAGAGUAAACGCAAAGAAAAAUAUAAGUUUGGAGUUGGCUCAACACUAUCACUAGCAACUUCUCUUGAGAACUGACAUUGUUUAUGCUAUUCCUUUUUCAUUCUCGUCUCUAUUAAGUCUUUUUCCGAAAAAUAGAAACUUACUAGGUUUUUUACUCUGUUAGGUCAUAAUUUCCAGGUCAUUUUCUCUUCACUGAGAUCAAGACCAAAUGGUCUAUCCGUCUCAGAGAUUGUUUUAAGAUUGCAAGUGGAAGAGGUAGCCGCUGUGGUCCUGAUGUCAUUCCUUUCUGUCUUUCUUAGGAUCUUGUACAGUGAUUUUAUUUUCUUUUUCUUGUAUUUUCAGUCCCUUUCAUUUUUUAAAAAAAUUAUUUAUUUAUUUUCCUGCUCCAGGUCUUAGUUGGGUCACACAGGAUCUUAGUUGUGGCUGUGGAAUCUUUGGUUGCAGCAUGCAGGAAUCUAGUUCCCUGACCAGGGAUCAAACCUGGGCCCCCUGCAUUGGGAGCACAGCGUCUUAACCACUGGACCACCAGGGAAGUCCCUUCAGUCCCUUUCAUUCUAAAGCCUUUUCUUUUAGCUGCUAUCUACAAAUCUGUUUGCGUCUCCCCUGCUCACAAGGUCGAGAGGUUUUCUCCUUCUCCACCAGAUUUCUUGAGUAAUUGAAAGGCCUUGUCUUUAGUUCCGCACCACCCCUCCCACCUUUUCUCAAGUCUUUGUUUUCUAGUGUCUACCCACAGCGCUUCACAGAAAUUAUGUGAUCUCCCAACGCCAAAUUCUUCAAUGCCUUUCUGUUGCCUACCAAAUUAAAAUUUAUGCAGGUUCCUUAGUUUGAGAUUCACAGUGCCUUGUACCUUGUGACUGAAUUACUGUUCCAGCUUUAUCUUUCAUUUUUCUGUUGCUUGUGUCCUGUGUUUCAACCAAAGACUAAACUUGUAUUCUCCAAAUAUAUCCUCUGUAUCUUUGCUUAUUGCUGCCCUACCUGCUACCCUUUCUUUUUUCCUUGUGAUAAAACCUAAUCAGCUCCAGUGCUACUUCCCUUAGGAAGUUUUCUAUGGUUACUUUUAACUCAAUGUGAUCCCUCUGUCCUCUAAGUUCCGACAUUGGACCUUGCUUACGUUUCCCUUAUGAGGGUGUGUGUGUGUGUGUGUGUGUGUGUGUGUGUGUGUGUGUGUGUGUGUGUGUGUGUGUGUAUGAUUUGUCUUUUUCUCCCUAGUUGAUUAUAAAGUGACUGAUUUCAGGAAUUAUUUUAUUUGUCUUGUUCGCACCACUGUGCCUCAUAUUCUACUAGAAACUGUCGACUCAGAGAAAAACACACAAGAUGAGAGUUGUGAGUUUAAGUUUUAUUCAGGGUCUUGCUGAGGACUAUAGCCCAGCUAACAGCCACUUAGCCCUGAGGAAACUGCUCUGAAGAGGUUUUAUUCAGGAAUACUGUGCCUAUCCCUCAACGUAGUUUCAUCUUUCUGGGUAAAUGACUUUCGUGCCAGUGAUACCAGAGUCCUACAACCAUGUUCUUGCAGAAUUUGAGUCUCUGGAUCCAUUACUUUCAGCCCUGAGGCUGGACUCCGCUCGUCUAAAGUGCACGAGCAUAGCUGUGUCUCGAAAAUGGUUGGCUUUGGGCAGUUCAGGAGGAGGACUCAAUCUCAUUCAGAAAGAAGGAUGGAAGCACAGGCUUUUUCUUUCGCACAGGGAAGGUACAAUUUCUCAGGUCGCCUGUUGUUUACAUGAUGAUGAUUAUGUUGCUGUGGCUACCAGUCAAGGUCUUGUAGUUGUUUGGGAAUUAAAUCAAGAGCGUCGUGGGAAACCAGAACGAAUUUAUGUGUCUUCAGAACACAAAGGCCGAAAAGUUACAGCUCUCUGUUGGGAUACAGCUAUUCUUAGAGUUUUUAUAGGUGAUCAUAUGGGGAAAGUUUCUGCCAUCAAACUCAACACUUCUAAACAAGCAAAGGCGGCUGCUGCCUUUGUGAUGUUUCCUGUUCACACAAUAACAACAGUUGACUCCUGUGUUGUCCAGUUAGAUUAUUUGGAUGGAAGAUUACUUAUAUCUUCACUUACUCGAUGCUUCUUAUGUGAUACUGAGAGAGAAAAAUUUUGGAAAAUUGGAAACAAGGAAAGAGAUGGAGAAUACGGAGCUUGUUUCUUCCCUGGAAGAUGUUCUGCCAGCCAGCAGCCCCUAAUAUACUGUGCCCGCCCUGGCUCCAGGAUGUGGGAAGUGAACUUUGAUGGAGAAGUUAUAAGUACACAUCAGUUUAAGAAACUCCUCUCAUCACCACCUCUUCCUGUGAUUAAUCUAAGAUCAGAACCUCAGUAUGAUCAUACGGUUGGAUCCUCCCAGUCUUUGUCUUUCCCCAAACUCUUACAUCUUAGUGAGCAUUGUGUGCUGACUUGGACAGAAAGAGGAAUUUAUAUUUUCCUUCCUCAGAAUGUUCAAGUUCUUCUUUGGAGUGAAGUCAAGGAUAUUCAGGAUGUGGCUGUCUGUAAGAAUGAGCUGUUCUGUUUGCACCUAAAUGGGAAGGUCUCCCAUCUUUCCCUGUUAUCUGUGGAACGUUGUGUGGAACGCCUGCUAAGGAGAGGCCUGUGGAACCUGGCUGCUCAAACUUGCUGUCUUUUCCAGAAUUCCGUCAUUGCCAGCAGAGGAAGAAAAACUUUGACUAUAGAUAAAUUGGAACAUUUGAAAUCUCAGCUGGACUUAACAACCUAUGGUGAUCUGAUUUCCCAACUGGAAGAAUUGAUCUUAAAAUUUGAACCUUUGGAUUCAGCUUGUAGCAGUAGAAGAAGCUCCAUUUCAUCACAUGAAAGUUUCAGCAUCUUGGACUCUGGUAUUUAUCGUAUCAUUAAUAGUAGAAGAGGCAGUCAGUCAGAUGAAGACUCUUGUUCCCUUCACAGCCAAACCCUCUCAGAAGAUGAGAGACUUAAAGAAUUCACCUCACAUCAAGAAGAGGACCAACCAGAUCAGUGUUGUGGUUCACACGGAAAUGAAGACAAUGUUUCACACGCUUCAGUGAUGUUUGAGACAGAUAAGAAUGAAACUUUUCUCCCCUUCGGCAUUCCACUGUCAUUUCGUUCUCCAUCUCCUCUUGUGUCUCUUCAGGCUGUCAAGGAAAGCGUUUCUAGCUUUGUGCGUAAAACUACUGAGAAGAUUGGCACCCUUCAUACGAGCCCUGAUCUGAAAGUGAGACCAGAACCCAGGUGUGAUGAGCAGUCAUGUGAAGAGGAUGUGGGUCCAGUCACUUGCCCAAAGGAGGAAGACACUGAGGGAAAAGAGGAAGUAACUAGUCAACCUCCAGAAGAGGACAAGUUUCAAGAGCUCAGAAUGGCAACAGCAGAAGCAAUGACCAAGCUACAGGACCCACUGGUACUGUUUGAACCACAGUCUCUGAAAAUGGUUUUACAGGAGUGGCUUUCACAGUUAGAAAAAACAUUUGCCAUGAAGGACUUUUCAGGCAUUUCAGAUACUGGCACCUCAUCCAUGGAAUCAAACCAGGGUAUGCUAUUGCUUGAUGAGUCAAAAAAGGGAAUAUUAGACGAAGAAGAUGAAAAAGAAAAAAGGAACUCUUUAGGCAAUGAAGAAACUGUUGAUCAAGCAGCGUGUGACUCUGUAAAUAGUCUGAGGGAGUCCCUGGAUGAUGAUAUUUUUCAAGUAUGUUCUCCAUGCAGUAUACCAGGCAGUCUUCAGAAGGACCUGGCUGAAGUGACAACAUUGUGUUUGGAACUGAAUGUAUUGAAUUCUGAGAUCAAAAGUGCAAGUAGACAUGUAGACCACACUUUGCAACAGUGCUCUCCUGAAAUUCUGGCUUGUCAGUUCCUAAAGAAGUACUUUUUUCUUCUGGACUUGAAAAGAGCAAAGGAGAGCAUCAAGCUGAGUUAUACUAACAGUCCUUGUGUUUGGGAUACUUUUAUUGAAGGAUUGAAAGAAAUGGCAAGUUCCAAUCCUACAUAUAUAAAGAUGGAAGAAGGAGACCUUCCAACGAGAUUAAAGUUAUUGGAUGACUUGGUCUCUUUUGACAGUCCUUUGUUGAUUGCUUAUGCUACCCGAUUGUAUGAGAAAUUUGGAGAAUCUGCCCUUCGAUCCUUAAUCAGGUUUUAUCCAUCCAUUUUGCCUUCAGAUGUCAUGCAACUUUGUCAUCAUCAUCCUGCUCAGUUUUUGGCUUAUUUAGACAGUCUGGUAAAAUCAAGGCCUGAAGAUCAACGGUCAUUCUUCCUUGAGUCCCUCCUACAACCAGAGUCUUUAAGAUUGGAUUGGCUGCUGUUGGCAGUGUCCCAUGAUGCUCCCCCAAGCACCAGCACUAUGGACGAUGAAGGAGACCCCAGGCCUCAUUCCCACUUGUUUUCCUGGGGUUACAGUCAGCUAAUCCUUCAUCUAAUUAAACUUCCUGCAGAUUUUACAACAAAAGAGAAAGUGACUGACAUCUGUAGGUCUCAUGGUUUCUGGCCUGGAUAUCUUAUCCUCUGUUUGGAGCUGGGGAGAAGAAGAGAGGCCUUCACGAAUAUUGUGUAUCUGGAUGAUAUGAGCCUGAUGGAAGGGGACAAUGGUUGGAUCCCAGAGACUGUGGAGGAAUGGAAGCUUCUCCUACACCUGGUACAGAACAAGAGCACAAAGCCAGCCCCCCAGAAGUCACCAAAUGGGAACUUCAGCGAUGGGCCUUCCCCUAUCAACGUGGAGAAUGUGGCACUCCUGUUAGCUAAGGUCAUGGGCCCAGACCGGGCCUGGUCACUGCUACAAGAAUGUGGUUUGACCCUUGAGCUGUCAGAGAGGUUUACCAGAACCUGUGAUAUCCUGAGGAUUGCCGAGAAAAGGCAGAGAGCCUUGAUACAAAGCAUGCUUGAAAAAUGUGAUCGGUUUCUCUGGUCUCAGCAGGCCUAAUUGAAGAAGAGUCAGCAGGGUGUCAUGACAUUUUGAGAAAAACUGAAUCGUGCUCCGGAACCUUCUGAAUGCAUUUGUUAUUGAAGGAAAGGCCCCACCUGAGAUCCCUGCCACCUUACUGGGAGCACUUUUGUCCGUGUCUGUAACCUCUGCAUUUGUGGCUCUAUCUGUACCUCAGUGUUUUUCAACUGAAGUUGAAUUUUGAAAGGAAUCAGUCCUUAUUUGCUGAAAUGAAGUGCUCUGGAAGGAAUCAGAAUGUGAAUAUCCCCAGCUAUGCAGUCUUUAGUCUGAACAACAGUGUUAUUUGUUCCUUGCUGGUGGACUGGGGGAAUUCUUUUCCUGUCGUGACUGCCAUGUAGGGAGCAGAAGUUUCUCAUCCUGGUCACAUGAAGACAUACAAUGUAAUUGACAGAAAUUGAAUUCCUUUUUUAUCUUCUCUGGGACACUUGAGAAAUUACCAAAGUAAGAUCUGGUAUAAUGGAAUUAACACAUAAAAUGAGUGAAACACUGAAGAUUCAAAUCAGAUGUUUAAAUGAAAUGGCCCCAUAUUUAAAUUGAGCUAAUUUAAAAUGUAUUUUUUUUCCAGUGCUUGACAUUUUCUAAUCUGAACCUAUAUACAACUGAUUCAUUACUGGAAAUGUUUUACUCCAGUCUUUCCUAAACAGUAGCCUAAAGGAAUCAUGUACUUUUAAAAUUUGUUUUUUAAAAGCCAUAAUAAAGGAAGGCUGAGUGCUGAUAAAGAUCACA